Molecule: messenger RNA, 660 nt
Organism: Lodderomyces oxycetoniae
Lineage: Eukaryota; Fungi; Ascomycota; Pichiomycetes; Serinales; Debaryomycetaceae
Gene: TIM23
Product: protein transporter
Exons: 1
Coding region: 1-660 (219 amino acids)
Biological process (GO): protein import into mitochondrial matrix
Cellular component (GO): mitochondrial inner membrane; TIM23 mitochondrial import inner membrane translocase complex
Molecular function (GO): transmembrane protein transporter activity
Source: RefSeq, a predicted model, not a curated record
AUGUCUUGGAUAUUUGGCAAACCAACCCAAUCAAAAGAAUCAGAUGAUGAGUUAAAACAGCAGCUAGGAUUCGAUCCUAAAGAAGUAAGUGAUAUUCAAACGGUGAUAUCUAGUGGAGCAGCAACUCCUUCUAAUAUAUCAUCAUUUUCCUCGGCAUUACUUCACCCAUUAGCUGGGUUAGAAAAAGGUAUUGAAUAUCUUGAUUUAGAGGAAGAGAAACUUAAUACCGUAGAAGGUUCUAAAGGUUUGAUUCCAAGUAGAUCAUGGACGGACGAUUUAUGUUAUGGUACAGGAGCAGUUUACCUCAUGGGAUUAGGAAUAGGUGGUUUAUUUGGGUUACAACAAGGUAUAUCUACAGUGCCAUCGCCAGCACCAGGUAAAGUUAAGCUCAAUCAUAUUUUGAACAACAUUACUAAAAGAGGGCCAUUUUUGGGAAAUUCCGCUGGUGUUUUAGCAUUAACUUAUAAUUUGAUUGAUUCUACUAUUGAUGCAAUUAGAGAGAAACAUGAUGAUUCCAAUUCAGUGGUUGCAGGUGCUUUAGCAGGAGCUUUAUUUAGAAGUAGUCGUGGGUUGAAGCCGAUGGUUUAUUCUAGUGUUAUGAUGGCAGGAGCCGCUGGAAUUUGGUGUAGUCUCAAGCGUUCCAUACAAGAGCAACAUUAA